AUGCAGACAAUUAUCGAAUCCCUUAAAUAUGCCACCACCGGAGAACUACCCCCAGGUGCCAAAACCACCGGUGCCUUUAUACACGAUCCCAAGGUAUGACGAAUAAAGAAUGGUGGUAAACUACUGUGGGCUAAAUCGUUGCAGAUUUGUGGAGAGAGUGAAGUAUUGGGACAAGUCAAGCUGCAAUUCAGAGAUGCCAAACAUUCUAGAUUGGUCAUUACAAGAUCUAUGCAAGCCAGUAUCAAAAAGGGAGGGGCAAGAUCACAGAAGCAAAUCGAUUGCAACUUGUUGAUGGUAAGAGACGAGGAGAGAACCAACCUUUCAAAACGGGUCGCGGAAAUGUAUGUACAAGUAUUCCAACUCCAUCAUUCCCACAAAAAAGUCCCAAAUCCUACAAUAUCGAUGACCACACUGUGUUGGUACUUGCUAACGAGUGAAUACAAGGGACUCUGUGAUCCCGAGAUACCUUGGCGUCUCGAAAGCGAUCCUGGAGAAUGUGAUAUUCUGCCAUCAAGACGAAUCACUCUGGCCUAUGAGCGAACCUUCUGUAUUGAAGAAAAAGUUUGACGAAAUCUUUGAGGCGCAAAAGUACACGAGUGCGAUUGACAAUCUCAAGCUUCUCCGAAAACAUCAGGUCGAGGAAUUGAAGAAGCUCAAGAUCGAAGAGGAACACUUGAAACAAGAGAAGGAAAGAGGUGCACGGCUAGAGUCAAAAUGUACACAGCUUCACACAGAUUUGGAAAGCCUCAGGGACCAACACGAUGUUUUGGUAUUGCAAAUUGAGGACGCUAGCAAAGUCCAGCAGGAAAAGGACAGAUCUUUCACCAAGGCCCGUGAAACUGUUGGUGAGCUGGUGAGCACACGUGGACAGGCGCAAUAUACCAAGAAAAAUGUGGAUGAGUUGAAGGCUAAUAUGAAGGAACACACGGAAGCUGAUGAGUGGCUCCAACAAACCCUUGCACAAUACGACGAACGAAUGGCAGAGUUGAACCAGGCGAAAGAUAAUUAUGUGAGGCAAUACACCGAGGUGGGUCAAUCGAUCAAGAGAGCUACAAAGCAAAUGUCACAAAAGCAAUCUGAAAAGGGCCAACUUAUCGCCGAGAAAUCUAGUUAUGAGAAUCAAAUUAUAUCACGACAGCAACUCGUCAAAGUCUCAGCUCGUGAUCAUUCAAUGCGAGGAUACGAUGGGGAAAUUGAUGAUGAUCGGGUUAGAGAGUUUGUUAACAAGAUUGAGAAAUUGUCUCGCGAAAAGGACCGUGAGUUGGAGAAGAUCAGAAAACAAAUGGACGAGGAACGUCAGGCAAAGCAAGACGUCCUUACAACUCUCGAAACCAAGCGAUCAUCUCGGAUGGGGGAGAAGACCAACGCUCGACAAACCAUUACGAACAACGAAAAGAAAAUGGCCGCCGGUCAACAAAAGAUGAAUUCCAUCUCAAUGGACGAAGGCUCGUACGCUGCCCUUGGGGUUUCCGAUCGCGAAAUCCAACAACGCUUGGAGUCAUUGAGAUCCAACUACGACGCUGCGGAUUGGGACAAGAAGAUUCGCAAAGAAGAAACUGAACAACGUGAACUCGGGGCAGAACAAACCAGAUUGAGAAGUGAGCUUAUGAAAAGCCACCAACAGGCAGAAGCUCAGGCUCAAUUUCAACUUGUUAAAAAGGAAUUGAAGGAUCGCGAGAGAACUCUGGACACCAUGCAAUCCACAUAUCGAGAUCAGUUAUCCGCAGUGAUUGGACCAAACUGGACUGUUGACUCAUUGGAGGAAAGAUUCGAGGUAGCGGCAAGCAAGCGAGCCAAUAUUGUUUCGGAUGCCAAGAAAAAGCAGGAAGAGUUAAGUAGGGAGCUUAGUAGUGUUGAGUACAAGCUCAAGACUUCUCGUGACAGCCUCAAGCAGAAGACGGAUGAUAUACGUCGAUUCUCAACUGCGGUGAUGAACUCUAUCCCUGACGAGAAUGGCAAUCCUUUAUCAAGUAUCGAAGAGUAUCCAGUAGAGCUUGCAGAACUGGAAAGGCUACGAAAUGAACAGCAAGUAGCACUUGAUAGCGGGGAUCACCUGAAAGAUUUUUUCGAUAAUGGUCUUAAACAUAUUGAGGGUCGCAACUCAUGUAUUUUGUGUCAACGAGAAUUUACUAGCGGCAGUGAAAAGUCAAACGCAAGUCAAGCCAUCAAAGCCCGAAUCCACAAGAUCGAACAGAGUGCCAAACAGGAAUCGCUCGAAGUAAUCGAAGCAGAUCUUGAAAAGGCCAAUGCUGUUCGACAACAAUAUGACGCCUAUAAGACUCUACUGGAAGUUGAUGUUCCCUCACUGAAAACCGAGAUACAAAAGACAGAGUCAGAAAAGAAACUGCUCGUGGAGAGAUUGGAAAAACAAGAUCUUGUAGUUGCGGAUGCUGUUGCCAGUCAACGUGACCUUGAUAGUCUUGUCAAACCUGUUGCCAACAUCACACUCACCAAAAACGAGAUUGCCAAAUAUGAGGCUGAAAGCGCACGACUUGCUUCUCAACAAAGUAUCUCCGGCAGUACUCUCAACGCUGACGAACUUGAUCAGCAGAUGAAUACAUGCGAAGAUAGAAUUCGGGCAGUUAAUGCGAGAAUUAACAAAUUGCGAAGUGACAAGGAGCAGGCAAGCUCGUCGAUCAAUUUGCUAGAGACAGAGAAGGCCGGAAUUUCUCAAAACCUCAGCUCCGCCAAGCACCAGUUGGAAAGAAAGCAAUCACUAUUGGACGAGAUCAAGGAACUUCGAGAUAGUACAGCAAAACUUCGUGCAUUGAUGCAAGAAGCCGAUGCUGAGAUUGAAUCCCUUGGGCCAGAAGUUGCAAAAGCCAAGGCUGCCUUUGAUGAAGUUCAAAAUCGUGGUCGAUCCAAGGAGAAGGAGGUCCAAAAUGACAAAACCAAGGUUGCUGAGACCGUCCAUAAAUUCAAAGUCAUCGAGGAAAGUAUUAACAAGUAUAUUGAACAUGACGGCGCUGGAAAGUUGACGUCUUGUGAGCGUGCGAUCACACGGGUUGAGCAAGAGAAGGAGGGUUUUGAGGCAGAGCAACAGGAACUCACUAAAAAGGCCAAAGCCAUCGAGCAACAGACUGCUGAUAGUGAGAGUACUCGGAAGAGCAUUAAUGAAAAUCUUCGAUAUCGAGCGGGGUUAAAGGAGCUCAGAAAACUUCAGCGCAAAAUUCAAGAGUUGGAGGCACGAAAUGUCGAAGAGGAUUACCAGCAAUUACAAAUAGAAGCUGACGAAGCCACGAAGUAUCAUCAAGAUUUGGUGGCUCGAAGAGGUCCGAUUGCUGGAGAAAUCACAGCUAGAGAUGCCGAGCUCACAGGAUGUCUGGAGGAAUACGAAAAGGAAUACAAGAACGCGCCGGAGCGAUUUCGCGAAGCUCAUCUCAAGGUGGAGCUGACCAAAGCUGCGGUCGAUGAUAUGGCCAAAUAUGGCGAGGCUUUGGACGCUGCCAUCAUGAAGUAUCAUUCCAUGAAGAUGGAGGAAAUCAAUCAGAUUGCUGGCGAGCUUUGGCAACGUACUUACCAAGGCACGGAUGUGGACGGCAUCAUGAUCCGAUCUGAGAAUGAGAAUGCGAAUUCCAAGCGCAAUUACAAUUAUCGUGUUGUCAUGGUCAAGGGGGAUGUCGAGAUGGACAUGCGUGGAAGAUGUAGUGCCGGUCAAAAGGUGCUAGCUAGUAUCAUCAUCCGUCUCGCCUUGGCUGAGUGCUUCGGUGCUAAUUGCGGUGUAUGUUCUCCCUCCUCAUUCCCUCUCCUCCCCCUCGCCUCCUCUCUCCCCUUCCCCUAUCAUUGACACGCUCCCAGGUCAUCGCCCUCGACGAACCAACCACCAACCUCGACACGGAUAACAUCAAAGCCCUCGCCUCGUCCCUCCACGCCAUCAUCCAAUCCCGGCGGCACCAGGCCAAUUUCCAACUCAUCAUCAUCACGCAUGACGAGGCGUUUCUGCGCGACAUGAAUUGUUCGGAUUUCAUUGAGAGUUAUUUUCGGGUUAGUAGGAAUGCGUUGCAGAAGAGUCAGAUUGAGACGUGUGCUUUGAGUAAUUUUAUGUGAGGGUUUGUGCGUGUGGAUGGGUGGAUUAGGGGGGAAGAGGAAAG
Messenger RNA from Hymenoscyphus albidus, 4091 nucleotides. NCBI's taxonomy places the organism in Eukaryota, Fungi, Ascomycota, Leotiomycetes, Helotiales, Helotiaceae. The record is from the annotation of a GenBank genome assembly.